CCUAGCAAUGAGCUGACCACCUUUGCUGGACGAAGCUCCCGGCUCAAAUGUCCAAGUCUCCACCACAUGCGAAAGGCUCCACCGGGACCUGCAGCAGCGGGAUUCAAUUGCGUUGCAAUGGCGACAUGCACCGGGGACUCCCGCGCGGUAGCGUAUGGCAAGCUUUGGGAGCUGUGUCUGCUUGAUCCAAAUGCUUGGGAUGUUCUUCGUCCUGUAUGUAGAUUCUCACACAGCGCCCAGCAGCGAUUGCGAUCAUAGCCUUGUGCAACCCUCCCCUCCUUGCAAUAGACGUCUCCUGAACUGUCGCCGUCCGAAAAGUCCUCGUACCUAUGUGCGUAUGGCGUAUGCAAUGGCCGGAAACGGUGAGUAUCGAGAACAAAAGAAAGUCGUCGUCUUGCGGUCAUACGUUAAGCAAAGCGGUCAGCGAUCAAUGAAGCUGAUAUCGAAAGGGAAAUGGGAUGUGUUAUUAUUAACGUUAUUGCCUAGCAAAUCUGACGUCUUGUCCCACUCCACGGACCCACCGCCCGGGGACGGAUUCCUUCAUGAACUCCGAUGCCGUGGGUGGGACCUGCGAACGCAGCCUCGCUGCAAGCUAGGUCCCACGCGGUUGUCCAGGUGGUCCCUCCAGGAAAGUCAGCUGAGCAGCCUAUGCGCAUUUACGUUGGUUUCCAUCCUUGUACCGGCCGCACCUUCUUAUUUAAUGAGUGAUACAAGAUCGGGUCGUCGGAAGGGAGGAAGAAGAUUUGGCAGGAAAGCCUCAACUCAAGAUUGCCUGUUGCUAGCCUCGUAGGGUCAGGGGCAGUUUCGAGGUCGCCGGGCAGCCCACGAUGGCGGUGAAUCGGCCACAAGUGGACACCAGCCGCCCGUCUCUGUAAUUCACCGAACGGAACCUGCCUGGCAAGUUGCGGCCCGUCUCUCGAGGCUGGGCAUGCUUUGCAGCGGAUGGGUUGCUGGCUCGUUUCGCAGGAGA
Molecule: messenger RNA, 970 nt
Organism: Chaetomium strumarium
Lineage: Eukaryota; Fungi; Ascomycota; Sordariomycetes; Sordariales; Chaetomiaceae
Exons: 2
Coding region: 155-790 (211 amino acids)
Source: RefSeq, a predicted model, not a curated record